Molecule: messenger RNA, 991 nt
Organism: Corythoichthys intestinalis (scribbled pipefish)
Lineage: Eukaryota; Metazoa; Chordata; Actinopteri; Syngnathiformes; Syngnathidae
Product: molybdopterin synthase catalytic subunit
Exons: 5
Coding region: 243-755 (170 amino acids)
Biological process (GO): Mo-molybdopterin cofactor biosynthetic process
Cellular component (GO): cytosol
Molecular function (GO): molybdopterin synthase activity
Source: RefSeq, a predicted model, not a curated record
GUGUUGUACUUUGCGAAGAGCGCCGAGCUGAGCGGCUUACGGGAGGAGCUUUUGCCAGUGGACACGCCCAUCAGCAGCCAGGACCUUUGGACUCGGUUACUACAGCAACACCCCGGACUGCACGUGCUGCAGGGUCACGUGGUGUUGGCGGUGCGCCGUCAGUACGUCGCCGUCGACGACCCCCGGCCGCUGACCUUGCGGGACGGAGACGAGGUCGCCGUGGUGCCGCCGCUCAGCGGAGGAUGAACUCGCUUUCGACCGCGGAGAAAGGGCGGGACAUCUUCAAGCUGAGCCGCGAUCGGCCGUCGACGGACGAGGCCGCGGCGGCGGUGGGCGAUGCGUCCUGCGGAGCCAUUUCUCUCUUCGUAGGGACCACGCGCGAGGACCAUUCUGAACAUGGGAAGGUGAUCGGUUUGGAGUACGAGGCAUACGAGCCCAUGGUCCUGUCUGAGCUCGCCAGGCUGUGUCGUGAUGUCAGAGACCGCUGGCCCGACGUGGCGCGCGUGUACGUGCACCACCGACUCGGGUGGGUAGGAGUGGGUGAGGCCAGCGUUGUGGCGGCCGUCUCGUCGCCUCACCGCCACGAGGGUCAGCGUGCCCUGGCUCACCUAGUGGACGGCUUAAAGGCCAGCGUCCCCGUCUGGAAGAAGGAGGUGUACGAGGGCCGCGGGACAGCCUGGAAGGAGAACGCUGAGUGCGCCUGGGCCCGUUGCCGUGGAAACGACUGCACGCAAAAAGAACCGUCGCUCCAAUAAAUGCUGUAAACCUGCCGUGCGUGAUGUCAACUCAUUCACUGCAAUCUAUCUAGCCUUUCCUUUCUGUUGAAUUUACUCAUGUCCUGUGACUGUGGCCUAAAAUGUGACAUCUACUUAUCUCUGACUUUUUUCAUCGUCAAUCAUUAUUUUUUAUACAUUUUUAAAUGAAUAUAAAUUAAAACAAUCAAAUUCAAAUGAAUCAAAACAGAAAUGCAAAUGUUAUUGCCCACAAUAAC